Chironomus riparius is the source of this 1166-nucleotide messenger RNA. NCBI's taxonomy places the organism in Eukaryota, Metazoa, Arthropoda, Insecta, Diptera, Chironomidae. The record is from the annotation of a GenBank genome assembly.
AGUGUAUCAUGCUCGCAAAUUAUGAAUCUCGAAUAAAGUUUUUACUUUCUUUAGUGAAUAUUCUUCAAUCAAAUGUUAAUAGAGUUCUAAAGUGUACGAUAUUCAAAAGAACAAUUUCAAAAUGUUAGCACAAUCAGUUGCAUUCAAUUUAAUCGUUAUCCUUUUGUUGAAUACAGUUUAUUGUGAAAAGCAAGCGUUUAAAUUCGAUACGUUUGGUUAUUGCCUGAAGCAAAAUGAUAAAGCAAAUAUAGUUAAAUGUGCUGGACAGCAAAUGUUGGAAACAUUAGAAACGUUUAAUAACAUGGAGAACUUUACCAUAACAAAUGGUUUAGUGUUGUCACGAGACGAUAGCGUCAUGGGACGGAGUAAUCCGAUAAACUUCUUAGAGCAAGAUCCAAGUGAUAUAAGGACAUUGCUUGAGAAUGCAGGACUUGCUGUCAGCCAUAGGUCACUGCAGUACAAUAUGGGACGACUUUAUCCGGGACUACAGCUACGAAUAGGACCAACAAUGAAUGGUGGUAUGCUUGAGUUCAUUGUAGAUCCGGAAAGUCAAUAUGAUGAGAGAUCACAUCUGGUCCAUGAAGAGUCAACAGCUCGCGUGGUGACGAGAAAGUUUGUUCUUCCUUUUCUUUUGGGACUUAAAUUCAAUUUAGCAACAUUGUUGCCACUAAUUUUGGGAGCAAUUAUCUUAAUAAGUAAAAAGGCAGCAUUCCUGUCAAAACUUGCUUUGUUUAUAUCCGGUUUAUUUGGAGCUGGUGGAUUAUAUGCUCUCGGUGGUGGAUUGGGAGGACAUGAAUAUGCACACAGCUAUGGAUAUCGACCUGUAUAUGCUGACACAGUCCAUCAUCAACAACAGUUUGCUUCUCCAUAUAAAAUUGUAGAACACAAUACACCGAGGGACGAACGUCCAGAAGACAGUUUUUAUGACUAUGAAACAAAACUGCUGUUAAAAGAUAGAACAGCAAGAUUAUAUGAACGUGAAGUUGACCAUGACAAGCACACAAAAUCGAGAUCUAACCAAAGAAAUUUUGUUUGGCACACGAGUUCUAAUUCGAAUUGAAAUUGCUGUAUUUGAGGUUUCUGGAACUUAUUGUCUCUUGUGGAUUGUUGAAUGAACUUUCUUUGAUGAGUAAAUAAAAAAUUUAAUUUAAUUCCCAAGAUUUUAU